This is a messenger RNA of Spirodela intermedia, 2157 nucleotides long. The record is from the annotation of a GenBank genome assembly. NCBI's taxonomy places the organism in Eukaryota, Viridiplantae, Streptophyta, Magnoliopsida, Alismatales, Araceae.
AUGCUCGCAAUCUCACCUUUGAGGAGUAGGAAUGAUGAUGACAGAGGGGGAGGGUCGGCCGGUGACUUCUCAGCGCUGGGCAGCGGGGGGGCCGACAAUUUCUCCGGGGACUUCUCGGCGGGAGACUUGCUGGAGAGCAUCGACUUCGAUGACUUGUUCGUGGGGUUCGACGACGGUGACACCCUGCCGGACCUGGAACUGGACCCCACGGAGAUGCUCGCCGAGUUCUCCGUCGGCGGCGGCGAGGACUCGGGGACGACGACGGCCUCCAGGAGCACCGGAGAUCAAGAUCUAGAGAGAGCCGACGAGAACGAGAAGAGGGAGGCCGAAGAGGACGAGAAGCAAUCGAGUAACACCGGUGGCGCGGCUCCAAACGACGACGGUCUAGCGGUCUCGGCGGGGAGCUCAUCCUCGCCGGAGGCCGAUAAGGGUCGCAAGUCAUCGGGCUCGCAGGCGAAGAGCACCCAAGGAAAACGGAAAAUGAAGGUUGGUAAACACCUCCAAGGAAAGAAACCAUCUGUCGGAUUACCAGAGCUCGUCCGCUACAUUUAUACACCCCCUGGUGGCGCCGCCGCUGCCCAUCCAUCACCCUCCGAAUCGAAACUCGGAAAUAGAUGGUUUCAUCGCGUAGAAUUCCUCGACCGAUGCUCAGCGGGGAGACUUACUUAUCAGACGAACUUGCCCGUCCUCUUCCGUCCUCGUUUCUGUCCUUCCUCCGCUGCCCGUCCUCACACUCUUUAUCGGGUAUUUCGCAGGUGGAUUGGACGCCGGACCUGCACCGGAGAUUCGUUCAAGCAGUGGAGCAGCUUGGGGUGGACAAGGCGGUGCCUUCCCGGAUUUUGGAGCUAAUGGGGAUCGAUUAUCUCACCCGGCAUAACAUCGCCAGCCAUCUUCAAGUAAAACCCCUCUCCAUCAUCCCUCCCUGAUGAUAUCUGAUUAGGUUGCAGUACGCUUUUAGUCUCGGUUCUAUCAGUUGUUCAUCCAUAUUCUGCGAUAUCCCUUAAUAGGUUCUCAGUCCCGCCGUCAUUCGUCUAAAUGACUCCUAUCAAGGAAUAAAGUUCCCGGAGUUCUCCGAGGGUGACGAAUUAUCUUCGAAAAUGUUCUUUGUUUCGCGGGGAACUAGGCAUGCAAAUCACAGAACUAUCGUUCAUCAUUGAUUCGAUUUGUUUUCUUUCUUUUUUCUCAGAAAUAUCGAUCCCACCGGAAACAUAUGCUGGCAAGGGAAGCGGAGGCGGCGAGCUGGAGUCAGCGCCGACAGAUGUACAGCGCCCCACCGGCCGGGGGAGGAACCAAGAGGGAGGUGACGCCGUGGCCGGCGCCCACCUUGGGCUUCCCCCCUCCCGCUCAGGCCUUCAGGCCCCCUCUACACGUCUGGGGGCACCCCACCGUUGACCACUCGAUAGUUCACAUGUGGCCCAAGCACGCAGUCCCAGCACGGUCUCCCCCGCCGCCGCCGUGGUCUCCCCAGCCGCCGCCGGACCCUUCGUACUGGCACCACCCACAUUAUCGCAGGGUAAGCUUCCUCCCCCGCUUGCAACCGCAUGAACAGAAUAAAGACACUGUAUUUCAGCUCCACAUUUUGCCUCCACAAUUCUAAUCCAGUACAUUUCUUCUCUGAUGAUCUUGUUUCCCCAGGGCUUGAGAGAAGGUUGGGUUCCGAACGCGUUGACCCAGGGAACUCCAUGCUUCCCCCAGCCAAUGCCGCCGGCGGUAGCGUCUCUACCCUCUGACUCAUCACUCUUCUUUUUAACGAGUGAUCCUCGUUGACUCUGAUAUCCCACGAAAUAAUAUGCAGAGAUUCAUGGUUCCGCCGGUCCCCGGAAUCCCUCCCCACCCCAUGUACAAGCCAGACGGCGCCGCCCCUCCUCCGGCGAGGCACGGAGGCCCUCCCGUCCAGGUCGAGCCCCACCCCGUAAGUACUCUACUCUUUCUUCCUCCUCCCUCGUCUGUCCAGCAUCAGAACCCUAACCCUAACCCUAACUGUUGACUUUCUGUGAUCUUCUUCAGUCGAAGGAGAGCAUCGACGCGGCCAUCGGGGACGUUCUGGCGAAGCCAUGGCUGCCGCUGCCCCUGGGGCUGAAGCCCCCGUCCCUGGACAGUGUGUUGACCGAGCUGCAGCGGCAGGGGGUCUCCAAGAUCCCCCCCUCCAGCGCCUGA